This is a messenger RNA of Bombus pascuorum, 1848 nucleotides long. Its product is annotated as NAD kinase 2, mitochondrial-like. The transcript has 6 exons. Gene Ontology annotation, molecular function: NAD+ kinase activity. The record is from RefSeq and is a predicted model, not a curated record. Lineage: Eukaryota; Metazoa; Arthropoda; Insecta; Hymenoptera; Apidae. Gene Ontology annotation, biological process: NAD+ metabolic process; NADP+ biosynthetic process. Bases 464 to 1456 code for a protein of 330 amino acids. Gene Ontology annotation, cellular component: mitochondrion.
GUUUAAUUCCAUUGGUGAUGAUACGUAAUGUCAACAAGCUCCAAUGAAAAUUCGCAAAACAAAAAACAAAUUCUAAUAAUAACUUUAGUAUAUAUUUUAUUUUGAACGAUUUCAAACACAAGAGUAAUUGGAUAUUAAUCAUCCGUCAAUCAAUGGUCUCAUUAAUAAUAAUGGAUACAUUAAAAUAUAAUAGUACUGCGAAUAUGUACUUUCUACGCAUGAAGCUAAUAAAUAAAGCCAUAACAAUAAAAAAAUAUGAGCUGUGCAAUUUUUACAACCGCAUAAGUACAAUGCUUCCAAUAAUCUUAGGUUAUUCCUGCGAAAUGAAUCAAACUUUGUACCGAAGCGAGUGCUCAUUGUGGCAAAAUUGUCGCGAUAUCAUUUUGAAAAAAUACGAGAACCAAACUUGAGUGACGAACAAUUAAAGUUUAAAUUAUUGGAAAGGGGUUCUGAUUAUGAUGCAAUGAUAGCUAGUCAUAUAGCAACCAAACAUGUAAAAAAUCAAGUGAUUGAAGUCUUGAAGAAACUGAAUAUAGAAUAUAAAAUAAUAAAUAGAGAAAAUCUAGACAGAUCAAAUUUUAUUUGGGCUGAUUUAAUUCUUCCGAUUGGUGGCGAUGGGACGUUUCUGUUGGCGUCAAAUAUGAUAUUCGACGACAAGAAACCAAUAAUUGGUAUUAAUUCGUUUCCGGAAAGAUCGGAGGGGUAUCUUAUGUUAUCUCCGAAAUAUACAACAAGGAUACCUGAAAUUUUCGAAAUGCUAAAAGCAGGUCAUUACAACGUAGUAAUGAGACGAAGAAUUCGUACGACGAUAAAGGGAGAUAAUAUUUGGGACCCUCCUUUCCACACGCAUGAAAAAGGUCGCGUUGUAGGUGAAGAAAAAUUUUACACACAAGAUCUGAAGCAAGAAAUAUCAAAUAAGUUACCAAAAAAAAGACGUUUGCCUUGGUUGGCAUUAAAUGAAGUAUUUAUAGCAGAAAUACUUUCUGCUAGAAUAAGUAAUUUACUUAUAAAUUUAAAUAAUGAAGAGAAAUAUCAUUUGGUAAGAAGUUCUGGUUUAUGUGUUAGCACAGGAACAGGAUCGACAUCUUGGUAUAGAUCUAUAAAUACUGUUAGUCCACAAGUAGUAAAAGAAAUACUGAGCCUUUUAGAUAAAAAACAAAUUGAUAAUGAAGAGAUUGAAAAAAUCUCUUCUACUUUCAAUGCUGGUUUACCUUUUCAUGCGGAGGAAUUAAAAUUGUGUUAUUCUGUAAGAGAUAUGAUGGUAAAUAGUAUGUGGCCUACACCAAAGUGUCUGCAACCUCGUGGAUUUUGUAAAAAACUUACAGUAAUAUCACAAUGUUACGAUGCUGGUUUAGUCCUUGAUGGUGGCAUAGCAGUACCAUUCAAUUUUGGAACUACUGCAGUAUUGGAGACUUAUCCUGAAGAUUCUUUACGAGCGCUAACCCUUCCAGAUUGAUAAGUAUUUAUUUUGAAUAAAAAUCUAGUUUUGAUUUAAUUUAAGAAGGUGGGAAAUAGUUUAAGUAUCAACAGUUUUGAUGUAUUGAAGAUUAACAAGGAUUUCACAGUAUGUGAAAGUUGUACUUUUAUAUCUCAGAAUAUUUUGGAAUUUUAUAAACCGCAUUUAAUUUGAUAUAUAUGUACAAUUUCUCAAAGACUACUAUAAUUUUAUUAUGCUUUGCAUUCUGCAAUAUAAUUAUGUACAUGUAUAAGUUAAUGUAAACCAUAUUCCAAUGAAUAGCAGUAAUAAAAUCAAUAUACGUAAUGUUCAUGUAAAUGUAAUAUCAGUGAAUUUUUAUGAAAUUGUAUUUCUUAAGAAUAAAGGAACAAAAAUAUUGUUUAUAUGUAAAA